Molecule: messenger RNA, 4992 nt
Organism: Diachasmimorpha longicaudata
Lineage: Eukaryota; Metazoa; Arthropoda; Insecta; Hymenoptera; Braconidae
Gene: Crzr
Product: gonadotropin-releasing hormone receptor
Exons: 6
Coding region: 1018-2358 (446 amino acids)
Biological process (GO): neuropeptide signaling pathway; cellular response to hormone stimulus
Cellular component (GO): plasma membrane
Molecular function (GO): peptide binding; corazonin receptor activity
Source: RefSeq, a predicted model, not a curated record
CAACUAUGGCUCGACAUUCAUUCCAAGCCGCUGUAUCACUAGUCGGCGCGGUACACGCGAGCUGUGAACCUCCCCCAGACUGUCUCAGCAAUCGUCAUCGAAGAUUAAUCAGUGGAAUGAUGAACUGUCGCCAGACAAGUUCACACUAACUGCGUUAAUACCCAUUUAAAAUUUUUUAAAAAUCAUUGAACUUGAUUAAUCUCCAAUUAAUCCCCAAUUAAUCUCCAGUGCAAUAAAAUUAGUGACCAAUAAAAUUAAAUCCACAAGUUAAUUUGAAUAUGAGAGAUAAGAUGAGCUUUUUAAAUCGUGAUUGAUCAUCUUUUUUUCCUUCUGAUCUUCUGUUUUCUUUGAAAAAAAAAAAUGAGCUUUCUGGAGAGACAUGAAGACAGGGCUCUGAGGUAAUGAGAAUUCGAUGAGCGUUUCCAUGAGCUUAUCAAGAGCCAACGACUGCUCGAAAGAAAAAAAAACUGUAAAUGGUGAUUUUUUUUAACUCAAAGAGACGUCAUAAAUUUUAAUCCAAACCCAUUCGAAGGAAUUUCUUCAGAGGAAAAUCGAAAUCAAGUGGACGAUUAACAUUUUAAUCAGUCGGUCUUCGGAACCGGUGAGACGGGUCGAAAGUGGAUGAAAUCAAAGUGGUUUAAUUGAACAAUUAGUGGAUGUCAUGAAUUUGUUGUUUGGAGGACAUUGAAGUGGAUUAGCCUAGCGUGGCAUGACGGCAGUUUCCAUUACACUGGAGGACUCAAUUUCUGGAAGGAAAUUGGAUGACAGCGAUGUUAAAGGAGCUGCCCCAUCUCGCUGACUAAACCAGUCACCAUUCGCCGGGCAUCAACCUACCUCAUCAGGACUCCAAUCUGAUGCCAUCGUCACCAGCCACCGAAGUCCCACCAACAAAACCAAAAAUCCCCUGACGUCAGAACUCCCCCUCCCCCCCCCUCAUGUGCCAUCAGACACUAAAGGAUUGACCGCUCGUGACGACCAAUAAAUGACUCUCUUCCACCCGAACCAUUCACUCUAACCAUGAACUACACAUACGCAGACUUGGACACCUUAUCAAGCGACGACUGGUUGAACUUGACCUAUGACAACAUGACCCAGUUGACGAAUGCAUCAAUUAAAAAUUUAGUCAGCCUCGACCCGGUCCCAACACUCACCCAAUACGACUUCAUAAAGGCCCUGAUUCUCAUUAUUUUUGGCGUCGUCAGUGUGAUAGCGAAUUCAUUCACGAUAUGGUCGAUAGCGAGAAAUCGACGACAGCAUCACGGCUACUCAGCUGUCUACACCCUGAUCAUGCACUUAUCCGUCGCUGAUCUGUUCGUUUCGGUCUUCUGCCUCAUGGGAGACGGCAUCUGGAUCUACACCGUCAAUUGGCCUUGGGGAGAGCCCGCCUGUAAAAUCUUCAAGUAUCUGCAGCUGUUCAGUCUGUGCCUGAGUACCUUUGUGCUGGUACUCAUUGGAAUCGACAGAUUCAUCGCCGUUCGAUAUCCGAUGAAGAGCCUCAACACCGCCAAACGCUGCAAUCGACUGGUGUUGAUUACGUGGAUUCUGGCUGCGGUGUGCAGUAUUCCUCAGCCAAUAGUUUUCCGUGUGGCACCUGGACCAUUUGACGGGGAAUUCCUGCAAUGUGUCACGCAUGGAUCCUACACGGAACCCUGGCAGGAGCAGCUCUACACAACAAUGACCUUAGUCGUCAUGUUUCUCCUGCCUCUUGCAAUAUUAAUUUCCACCUACGUAUCAACAGUCAUCACAAUUGCACGUAGUCAGAAGACUUUUAAGGGUGUGGUUCAUAAUAAUGCCACAAAUCAACUCACUGGGGAUGUGAACAGGGAAAGACUUAUGCAUCGGGCUAAGAGCAAAUCCCUGCGAAUAAGCAUUGUCAUUGUUGCUGCAUUUGUCAUAUGGUGGACGCCCUACUACUGCAUGAUGAUUAUAUUCAUCUUCCUCAAUCCUGAUCAAACCCUGAGUGCUGAGCUGCCGAAAGGGAUAUUCUUCUUCGGGAUGUCCAAUAGCCUGGUUAACCCACUCAUCUACGGAGCUUUCCACCUGUGGCCGAAGAGACGACGACCGAGACGUAGACAAAGAGACGGCUCAACCAUGCAGCACCAGAGUACGACAACCCACGCAAGUUUUAUGGCUGCCACACGAGGGGGUAGUACACGUGUCACGCGAACCAACCCCCCAAGAUGGGUCGAGACCAACAUGCAAGGAAACUCUCAUGCAGCUGAUCAAGCAGUGUUACUGAACAACACCGAUGGCCAGAGCCAUAAUGACGACAAAACUGGCAACAGAACAGCCAAACUCAUACUAGAGUACAACGUCCUGAAGAAUGAAUUCGGGAAAAAAGUGAUUGAUCGUCGUUGAUCGGCGUCAGUGCCAGUGACAUGUGCUGACUAUUUUUUUACGUCCAAAGAAUCUGGUGAAUCGAGUCACUGGGAGGACUGGUCCAUCCAUCUUUAUUCACUGUGACAGUAUCAGACUCAAUCUUUGAUCCAUCCACAAUUCAAAUCUACCUCAGCUUUGGUUUAUAGGUUUUUUUAAUUUUAAUAGGGCACUACACUUUUGAAAAUUUUUUUUAAAAUAUUCACCCCCAAUCAGAACUUGAAAGGUGCGUAAAUAAUUAUCUAUAUAAUGUCAUAAAAAUUAAUAACAAGAUAUUUCCUGGUAAAUUUAUUGAUAGUUGGAAAGCGUUUCGAUAAAAUUCUGUCAGUUAUGCUCAGACUAAUCUCAGGUGCCUCUGAAUAUCUUGACCGAAUCGAUAAUUUCACUCAGGAGGGUAUCGAUAUUUAUUUCCACCGAUAACAUCAUGUCAAAGUAGUGAACUAUCAGCUGUUAAAUUUUCAUAUUACGAUAAACGAUUUGCACACAUUUAAAUUGCUCACUGAAUAAGGAUGUGAGCUUCCAACGUUAAUUUUCAACUGUGUAGUUCCCGAGUUAAUUGAGAGUCUACAUGUACCUACAUCGAGAUCUUCUCCUGCGCGUAUGAUAAAAUGAAAGGGAAAACGUAUUAAUUUUUCCGAGAAAUUCACAUAGAAUUCUCUGAAAGUUCUGUGUUCCCUGUGUUUAUUCUAUUAUAAUGAUAAUCAAUUUUUUAUCAUGAUUUUUAAUCAGCCAGUCCACCAGAAUUAAUUCGGAAAUGAUAGGGAGGUAAUAUACAGAUGCGGGGUAAAAUGGGCAUAAAAAUGUUUCUGUUUGUAAUCUUUUGUUUGUCAAUUCCCCAAUUUUUCGUGGAAUUUCCCGAAUGUCAAAAACGUAAAUAACGCAAAAAGCUCGCUAAUGAUUAUGGACAUGUGCGACUGGGCUUUAAAGUUCUACUGGGAUGUGCUUCAACAGUGCUUUUAUACUAAAUCCAUUAGGUGGUCAAAUAAUUUAAAAAAAUUUUUUUACGUCCACACAUUUUAUAUUUAAUGUGAUAAUCAUUAAAGCUUUUAACAACACGUUUAUCGCUUUCGAUAGUUAUUCUUAAAUCUGGGGAGAACAUGAAACAUUUUUAUUGUCACUAUAUCAUAUUAAACAAAAAGUGCCCAUAUUACCCCACCUUUCCAUGUGGCUGUCACUGAAAAAUUAUUAUAACAAAAUAUAUUUGGUAGAAAAAAAAAAAAGGAAAAAAUGUCCCACACGUUCAAAACGUGUUGUACCAACUCAACUGAAAAAAAUUGUCUUUCGCAAUUUUUUUCAUGGACUAAUUAUGCUAUGGGGUAGUUUUCCCUUGGGUUAUUCUUCCAUGAACUAUCUCUUCAGGAACUCAUUCAUUUUCGUGUUGUAAAAUCCAAUCAUACGCGCUCGUAAUCUCUAAAAAGUGAAAACCAAUUUUCAUUUUAUACAAAUUCCUCGACUAUCUAUAAGUCUCCUGAUGUAUCUACCAAUUAAGAUUAAUUAAGUGAAUUAGUCUGCAGUAUUAGAGGGUUCGUAGUUGAUCUUUGAUAUUUAUGCGCCUUCGGCAGUUUAUUCAGUUGUCGAUUGCCUCGGGUAUUCCAUUAAAUACUUUCCCCAAUCGAGGCCCCAUUUGUUUAUCCACCGUAAAUACCUGAAAUUAUGCGGCAUUGAGUGAUCCUAAAUGUCGACAGGUGCAGGUAUUUUCGUUGAUCCCUGCCAACAUUAUUUGCGGAAAGUUUGGGUUGACGAGGUGAACUUCCACUUCAUAAUUACGGAGUAAUGUACGGGCAAAACUUACUGAUGAUUAAUGGAACUGUGAUUAUUGUUCGGUAAAGGCUGAAGUCACAUCAAAGAUAUGAUUUUGUGUGAUAAGUCGACAUUUAUCAUUCGGAGAAAUAAUUCAUAAUUUGUAUCCUUAAAUAUAAAUGUCAUCAGUUGCACUUACGAAAAAGCCCCCGGAUUUUAUUUUUAUAUAUAUUGUUUUUAAAAUUUAUUUUUAUACAAAUUUCUUCCGGAGUUUUCGGUUUAAUUAAAGUUAAAUUAAUUUUUUCUUUCUCUGCACUGAUUUUCAUUUAUUAUAUUUUAUUCAAUGGACCAAAUGAUAGAAUAAGUUUAAUAAUAUAAUUUUCUUCAAUAUUCAGACCUUAAUCAGUGGAAUGUAUAUUUUAUUCUCCCAAAGCCUCAAGGUUUUCCCGGAAAGAAUUAAUAAUUCAAGAGAAUUCCAGUGGAAAAAUUUAUUGAAUUCCAAUUGAACUUUCCAUUACUUCUAACAUUGAAUUGAGAUAUUUUCUAUAAAAAUUCGUCAGCUCAAAUCUUUCAAUUUUUGGUCCGAACUUUGUUAAUAAAAUUAAAACCAAACGCAAUAAAAAAAGAUAAUAAAUUCAUAUGAAGCAAUUUUCACAGAAAAUGUCUAAAUAAAAAAAAUUUGUUUGUAAAGUGAGAAUUUCUUCGGUUGAAAUGAAAUUCCUGGGAAAACCCAAACAACAAAUAUUUCUUUUCCAGAUAUUAUUCCGCGCCAUUACAUUUCUACGGAUGAGGAUCUGGAGUAAAAUAAAGGGAUAAAUGUAUUUUAAUAAAUAAACAUUCGAUAAUAAUGAAUAACGAUCAAGAAGAUUUCUAAAU